Molecule: messenger RNA, 543 nt
Organism: Rhopalosiphum padi (bird cherry-oat aphid)
Lineage: Eukaryota; Metazoa; Arthropoda; Insecta; Hemiptera; Aphididae
Exons: 4
Coding region: 1-528 (175 amino acids)
Molecular function (GO): DNA binding
Source: RefSeq, a predicted model, not a curated record
AUGAACCUUGUAUUGAGUUUUUUAACGAAAGUAAAGAGUGGAUCUGAAGCAAAAUCAAAACAGUCAUAUGCGUACGGAGAUGUACUAUCUUUCCUUAUACCAGUAAUGAAAAAAAGAAAGACAACCGGAAAUAUGGAUAGUCUAGAAAAUAUUAACAUCUUUGACGAAUCAAAUAACGACAGUUGUGAUGGAGAAAAUUCUAUUUCACAAAAAAAAAAAAAGGAUCAAAAUAAUUUAGACUUUCAAAAUACUCUGGUUGAGUUUAUAAAAAAUCCCCCCCUAAAACCCCCUGAAGAAUUCGAUGCCGAUAAAGCUUUUUUAUUAUCUUUUUUACCCGACCUUAAAAAAAUGAACGAUACUCAAAAAUUGGAUUUGAAAAUUGAAUUUAUGAACGCAGUAAAACGUAUAAUUACACCACCUCAAUCCAAUAAUGAUAUCUAUCAACGUUAUACUGACUAUUCUAACCAACAGAAUUUGACAAAUCAUCAAAUUCAUCAACCCUCAAAUGCAUUUCUUCCACACUUCUAAACAAGCUUUACACCU